AUGAAGCGCGGAAAGGGGUCUGUUGCAGACCAGCACUGGCAUGAUUGGAAUAACAGUAUCGACCCUGAACGGCAAAUCCUUCUAUUGUACAAAGAUGCCGUAGUGGAUAUGUUCAGUGCAAGUUCUAACAUCCAAUGGAACGACUUAGUUCAAAGGCUUCGGGACUUGGAGUCUCCACUCUCACUUUUCGACGGACACGAAGAGCUGCAAAAGUGCGUCAAGAGUAAAAAUAAUAUCAGGACAAUUCCAGCUAUUGCACUGAUUGCGGUAGCACUCAACAACUACGCAGCAUCUCAAAACCAGCCAUUUAAGUUUUGUUGGAGCCAUAUACCACUCUCUUCAGCCAAAGGAGAUCUAUACAUGGCAUUUGGAGCGUGGUCCGCGAAGGAGAUGGAAGAUUGGAAAUCAGCUAGUCCAGGAUUUCGCGCAAAGAGGUGUACUGUUUGGGAGAGUACGAUUCGCCAUAGCUCACGAGCAAUGUGGAUUCCUUAUACUCGGAAAGGAACUAUGGAUUUUCUUCACAACACAAUCACUGCACAGGAUAUUGGAAAGCUUACGUGGGCCGAAAACUGUCUUUCUGAACACGGAAAAGUUCAUCCUGGAGAACUUUUCCUUCUACAAGGGUACAAGACCAAUGCGCACAGAGGACAGUGCAUGACAAGUGGGAAGUUGUACGGAGUACUGCGCAUGUAUUUCCUAGACUCACGUUCCCGCGAGUCGUGGCAUACUCUUAGGCUGCAGGCUCUCAAAGCUAUCUAUGACCGGAGAAGAUCUAGCAAGCAGCAUACGACGACGUUUUGGAGGAAAGUGAGCGACAAGGUAGCCGGAUCAGAGAAGGUCCCGCCAAUGAUCAAGAAGCUGGUGGAUGAUUAGCUCUAGACACCUGCAACCUCCGCUUUGCAGGCUUCCUGGACAUAAGUUCGUCACACUCCU
This is a messenger RNA of Bipolaris maydis ATCC 48331, 933 nucleotides long. RefSeq lists its product as uncharacterized. Lineage: Eukaryota; Fungi; Ascomycota; Dothideomycetes; Pleosporales; Pleosporaceae. The record is from RefSeq and is a predicted model, not a curated record.